AUGGGUAACGCCACAGCAAUUUGCAGCGACAAGACUGGCACAUUGACGGAAAACCGGAUGACGGUCACGCAUUGCUAUUUGGGAGAUCUGGGCCCUCAAAACCGUCUGCCGCCGUCCCUCCCUCCCGCCCUCCUUCGGCUCUUGGGCGACGGGAUCUCGCUGAACACGACGGCGAACCUGGACAAGGGAAGCCAGGACGGGAGGGAGGACGCGGAGGAAGGCGGUGUCGGCGUGGGGCAGAACGGCCUCCCCUCCCUCGGCUCUUCCUCCUCCCGCCUGCCCUCCUUCCUUCCCUCCCGCCUGCCCUCCUUGCUCUCCUCCCUCUCCAAGCCGCCCGUGAAGAUUUUGGGGAACAAGACGGAAGGGGCACUCCUCCUCUUCGUGGAUGCCUACAACGUGGACUAUGACAAGGUGCGAGAGAAUUACAGGGGAUCCAUCCAGUACAACCCUUUCUCCUCCAAGCGGAAGAAGAUGAGCGUCCUGGUCCCCGAGGGGGAGGGCGGUGGGAAACAGAGGGUGCUCUAUGUGAAAGGAGCAGCCGAACUGAUCCUGGCAUCCUGCACCCACAUUUGCGGUGCGGAGGACGGGAAGAGUAAGCCCCUGGACGCGGAGAAACGGAAGGAAUUGGAGGAGUAUAUCACCACGCUGGCCAAGCAGAGCCUGCGGACGAUGAGGAUCCCCUCCGACCCGAAGUCAGCCAUUGCCCGACAAUGCGGGAUCCUCACCUCCUGCGGGACCGUGAUGGAAGGCCCCGCCUUCCGCGCCCUGACGCCGAAGCAGCUGGACGUCGUCCUCCCUUCCCUGCAAGUCUUGGCCCGUUCCUCGCCCGACGACAAGCACACCCUGGUCGCCCGCUUGAACGGGACCUUGCCGGAGGACCAAGCCGAGUGGGAAAAAGCCCACCCGGGAAAAUCGUGGGAAAGGGAGCGGGACGGGCUCUUGCCCGGGUACUUGGAGGAAUGGGCCGUCUCCCGGGGAGGGGUCGGGGAAGUGGUGGGGGUGACCGGAGACGGAACCAACGACGCACCGGCCUUGCGGGUGGCGGACGUGGGCCUGUCGAUGGGUUUGAGCGGCACCGAGGUGGCCAAGGAGGCGUCGGACAUUGUGAUUAUGGACGAUAACUUCGCCAGCAUUGUCAAGGCGGUUCUGUGGGGCCGGGGGGUCUUUGACAACAUUCGGAAAUUUUUGCAGUUUCAAUUGACCGUCAAUGUGGUCGCACUCACCAUUACUUUCCUCUCCGCCGUAUCCGGGUAUGACCCUCCCCUGAACGCGGUGAUGAUGCUGUGGGUGAAUUUGAUCAUGGACACCAUGGGGGCGCUCGCCCUGGGAACAGAAGCCCCCACUCCGAAUUUGUUGGUGCGUCGUCCUUACAAGCGGAACGCCUCACUCAUCUCCCGAACCAUGUGGCGCAACAUUUUGGUGCAAUCCGGGUAUCAAAUCAUCGUGCUGGUCCUCCUGCUACUCCGUGCGAACGACGUGCUGGCCUUUGAGGGGUGGUGGGUGCACCGGCCCGGCGCUUCUCUUCCCGCCCCCAUUGAAAUGGGCUCCACCCGACACAUGACGUUGAUCUUCAACGCUUUUGUCUUCUGCCAAAUUUUCAACGAGUUCAACGCCCGUUCCUUGGGCGACGACGUCAACAUUUUGCGUGGCUUGGAAAAGAAUCCGGUCUUUAUCGGCAUCAUUUUCUUCACGGUCGUGGUCCAAUGGGUGGUUGUUCAAUUCGGGGGAGAGUUCACCAAAACGGCGCCCUUGAGCGCGGAGGAGUGGCGGGCCACGGUGCUGCUGGGCAUGUGCGCCAUCCCCUUAGGUGUGGCCAUGCGUUACUUGCCCGUGAGCGAGAACCCGGACGAUUUCGGAGGGACGGCAGAAUCCGGCUUCGAAAACGUGGAGCCGUCGGGGGACGCGAAGCAAGCCUUAGCCCAAGCGCCUGCCCUCUAUCACGUCCAUCACCACGGGGCUCGGCGACGGGCACAAGUGUGGCGGUGGCUCGGCGUCCUUUUCCAAUUGUCCGUCUUGCUGGUCGUGCCCGUGCUGGUGGGCAUUUGUGUAAAGGACCCGGAGCGUUGCCAAUCCCUGGGGAAUUUUCUUGACUUCUACAAGUUUUAGUUUUUUUUCAAAACGCGGAAGUUCCUGGGGGGCAUGGAGCCGUACAUGAGCAACAUCCUACGUGGACGACGCGAUAACUCAAGGCGAUACGCUUCCGUAGGAAGGGCGUACGUGGAUGAUCUAGGAGUAGGAGGGCAACAAUCAAAGAAUAAAAACAUAAGUCAG
Messenger RNA from Nannochloropsis gaditana CCMP526, 2271 nucleotides. Its product is annotated as autoinhibited calcium atpase. The coding region runs from base 1 to 2106 and encodes 701 amino acids. Gene Ontology annotation, cellular component: intracellular membrane-bounded organelle; membrane. The record is from RefSeq and is a predicted model, not a curated record. Gene Ontology annotation, molecular function: ATP hydrolysis activity; ATP binding; P-type calcium transporter activity. The transcript is spliced from 7 exons.